UGUGCGUAAAUCUUUGACAUCAGCUGUGGGUUUGGCUUCUAUAAUAAAACCCAGGGCCCCUACACAAGAGUCGGGGUUCCGCGGGGACCUCAUGCGCUAGCUCCAGCACACCGGACCUCAGCGAGGCUGCAUGGUUUUCAACGGCGCUUUCUCUACAAACAGACACGCAACCAGGAAUAAUGCUGGGAAACAAAAAGAAAGCAUCAGCCCUUAAAGACGGCACCGGGACGUCCCAGAAGGCCAUUGAUCCUCUACGAAACCUGGGAGUCCAGGAUGAUGAAGAUGUGAAGCACAUGCUCCAGGGGUCUAGUCUGAUCAAGGUGCGGUCGCCUCACUGGCAGAAGCACAGGAGUCUUCGGCUGCUUGAGGAUGGGGUCACGGUUUGGUGCCAGUCCCAUAAAACGUCCAGUCGAGCCAAAGAGCAGCAGUCCUUCUCUGUCUUGGAGGUAGAGUGUGUCCGUGAAGGCUGUCAGUCUGAAGUCCUGCGUCGCAUGGUUGACUCUGUCCCUGAAAACCACUGCCUUACCGUGGUUUUCAAAGGGCCACGUAAAAGUCUGGACCUGCUGUGUGCCAGUCAAGAGGAGGCCCAGCGCUGGGCUCGGGGCAUCCGCACUCUGCAAGAACGAGUGGAGAACAUGACACAGAAGGAGAAACUCGACCACUGGAUCCAUGCUUACUUGAACCGAGCUGACCAGAACCAUGAUGAUAAGAUGAGCUAUGAUGAAGUGCAAAACCUACUGCAGAUGAUCAACAUUGACCUCAAUGAACAGUAUGCACGUAGCCUCUUUCAGAAGUGUGAUCGCUCGGCUGACGGGCGCCUGGACCAUGGGGAGAUCGAAAUCUUCUGCAGGGAGCUGCUCAGGAGACCGGAGCUGGACGCGGUUUUCAUUCAGUACUCUGCAAAUGGCUGUGUGCUCUCCACUGUGGACCUGCGAGAGUUCCUCAAGGACCAAGAGGAGGACGCCUCUGUGACUCACGCUCAGAGCCUCAUCCUCACCUACGAGCUCAACCCCUGGGCUCAGAAGAACCACUUCAUGACCCCUAAUGGCUUCACCAUGUACAUGCUGUCCAAAGAGAACUGUGUGUUUGACCCAGCCCACGCUCGGGUCUACCAGGACAUGAACCACCCUCUGUCCCACUACUUUAUCUCCUCCUCACACAACACCUACCUCACCAAGGACCAGCUGACCGGAGACAGCAGUACUGAGCCUUAUAUUCGAGCUUUGAACCAAGGCUGUCGUUGUGUGGAGCUGGACUGUUGGGAUGGAGAGAAGGGAGAGCCUGUCAUUUACCAUGGACACACACUGACCUCCAAAGUGCCCUUUGAUGAAGUUAUUGAAACUAUCAAUGAGUAUGCCUUCAAAGCCUCGCCUUACCCUGUGAUUCUGUCACUGGAGAACCACUGCAGUGUGGAGCAGCAGACUGUGAUGGCCCGACAACUGCGCACCAUCCUGGGAGACAAACUGCUCACCAAGCCCCUAAAGGGCUGGGACACCCGCUACCUGCCCGCCCCUGAGGAUCUUAAAGGGAAAGUCUUGAUUAAAGGGAAAAGGGAGAGUUCAGGAGAGGACCACUACAGUGCCUCAGACUUCAGCUCCUCAGAUGAAGAGAGUCAGAAGGAUGCCAGGUCUAAAACACAGAGAGUGGAGCGGAAGCCAGCAGCCUCCAAACUGAGCCCAGAGCUGUCGGAGCUGGUGCUGUACACCCGGAGUGUUCCCUUUAAAGGCUUUGAUCAGGCCGCCAGAGACCCCGAGAGCCAUGUGUCCUCUUUCUCCGAGAGCGAGGCCUUAAGACUCAUCAAAGAAACAGGGAUGCACUUUGUUCGUCACAACAGUCACCAGCUCAGCAGAAUUUACCCUUCAGGCCAGCGCCUCCAGUCGUCCAACUACAACCCCCAGGACAUGUGGAACGGAGGCUGUCACAUGGUGGCUCUAAACUUCCAGACUCCUGGUGAGCAGAUGGACUUGAACCGGGGCAGGUUUCUCCAGAACGGUCAGUGUGGAUACAUCCUGAAGCCCCCCUUCAUGUGCCAGCCAGACACGACCUUUAACCCUGAGAAUGUGGGGGGUGGUCCGGGCCAUAAACCAUUCCUGCUCACUGUCCGGAUUAUUUCAGCUCAACAACUGCCUAAACCUGAAUGGGAUAAACCAACAUCUAUAGUGGAUCCGCAGGUGUGGGUUGAAAUACACGGCCUUCCAAUCGACAACAAUAAGAAAAAGACUACUUAUGUUGAGAAUAAUGGUUUUAAUCCUCGCUGGGACUGUACCUUUAACUUCACGGUUCACGCUCCAGACUUGGCCUUGGUUCGCUUCAUGGUGGAGGACCACGAUUACACUUCAGCCAAUGACUUCUUAGGACAAUUCACUCUGCCCUUCAUGAGUCUACGUACAGGUUACCGCCAUGUACGCCUGCUGAAGUCGGAUGGGUCCAGUCUGUCCCCUGCCUCUCUCUUCAUUCACGCUAAAAUCUCCCCGUGCAACAUCAGCAGCACAAGAAGCCCCUGCAGAUCCCCCAUCAGGUCUCCAUCCAAGAGCUCUGCGGCUAAGUCCUAAAGAGCAAAAGGACUUAGCAAAGGACAUAACAGGCUCUGUGAUGGAUGUGAUACACUGUGAGUACCAGUCCUGAACACAGGCCUGGCCAGCCAAAAAUCUACACUUCUCCAUAACUUGGAAUAUGUGUAGUAUGGGCACAGAUUUUAUCUCUCCUCUUACGGUUCACCGGUGGAUU
Messenger RNA from Periophthalmus magnuspinnatus, 2727 nucleotides. It is a transcript of the gene plcd3b, whose product is annotated as phospholipase C, delta 3b. The transcript is spliced from 16 exons. The coding region runs from base 180 to 2552 and encodes 790 amino acids. NCBI's taxonomy places the organism in Eukaryota, Metazoa, Chordata, Actinopteri, Gobiiformes, Gobiidae. Gene Ontology annotation, molecular function: phosphatidylinositol-4,5-bisphosphate phospholipase C activity; calcium ion binding. The record is from RefSeq and is a predicted model, not a curated record. Gene Ontology annotation, biological process: intracellular signal transduction; lipid metabolic process.